AAGGCCUCGGUGGCGUCCGUUGCCAGGCGCGCACGCGCAGUCGUUCCCCCGAGCAGGCAAAAUGGCGGCGCCCGUGGACCUGGAGCUGAAGAAGGCAUUUACUGAACUUCAAGCAAAAGUCAUUGAUACCCAGCAAAAAGUGAAACUUGCAGAUAUACAAAUAGAUCAGCUAAACAGGACAAAGAAGCACGCACAUCUUACAGACACAGAGAUUAUGACCUUGGCUGAUGAGACACGAAUGUAUGAAGGUGUAGGAAGAAUGUUUAUCCUUCAGUCCAAAGGAGUAAUUCACAACCAGCUCUUAGAAAAGCAAAAAAUUGCAGAAGAGAAAAUUAAGGAAUUGGAACAGAGAAAAUCGUACUUGGAGCGAAGUGUCAAAGAGGCUGAAGAUAACAUACGGGAGAUGUUGAUGGCGAGAAGGGCACAGUAGCUGCUUCCGCCCCACAGCUGCCCCCUUCUUGUCUUUGGACUGAGCAGAGAAAAGUCUCAAUGCAGAAGAAAGACCCAAGGAACUCAGGUUGUGCAGCGAAGUUCUGUCCCACCCCCUCCUAUUGUUUGAUGCACCAAUAAAUUCUACCCGGAUGGA
This is a messenger RNA of Eublepharis macularius, 586 nucleotides long. It is a transcript of the gene PFDN1, whose product is annotated as prefoldin subunit 1. The record is from RefSeq and is a predicted model, not a curated record. Gene Ontology annotation, cellular component: cytoplasm; prefoldin complex. Gene Ontology annotation, molecular function: protein folding chaperone. Bases 62 to 430 code for a protein of 122 amino acids. Lineage: Eukaryota; Metazoa; Chordata; Lepidosauria; Squamata; Eublepharidae. Gene Ontology annotation, biological process: protein folding. The transcript is spliced from 4 exons.